AUGUUUGCCUUCACCGUCCUCCUGCUUGCGUCAGCAGCCCUCGCCCACCCAGGCCACGACCACGCGCAUGAGGCGGCCGAACGCGCCGCGUCGCUCGCAUCAAUGGGCCGCCGCUCUCUGUCCCACUGCGCACCCCAACUCGCCGCGCGUGGGCUGGAGUCGCGAAAUGCCGCUCGCCGCGCUGCACUCCACCGUUCCCUCAAGCGCGAUGUCGCGACAGUGUUGGGGACAAGCCACAAGUCGAACCUGACGGGCAUUACGACGAAUUCCUCGGCGAGCACACUGUUCGGGGGAAGUAAUGCGUGUAUCCUUGGUCCGGAUACGACGCAGGGACCGUACUACGUCACGGGCGAGUACUUUCGCAGCAACAUCACGGAGGGACAGGCCGGCGUCCCCCUAACCGUCGACAUCCAGAUAAUCGACACAAACACGUGCCAGCCACUCCCAAACGUCGCCCUGGACUUCUGGCACUGUAACUCAACAGGCGUGUACUCGGGCGUCGUGUCCCAGGGAAACGGGAACAGUGCCGAUAAGGCGAACAUCAACGCAACUUUCCUCCGCGGCAUCCAGGCUACCGACGCCGAGGGCGUGGUGACCUUCCACACGACCGUGCCGGGUCACUAUACGGGCCGCGCAACUCACAUCCACCUCCUCGCGCAUACUGAGGGAUCGUGGACCCUCCUGCCCAACAACACUAUCACCGGCGGUAACACCACCUCUCAUGUCGGCCAGCUCUUCCUCGACCAAGACCUGAUCUCUCAAGUCGAGGCUGCGUCACCAUACAGCACCAACACGCAGACCCUGACCCAGAAUAGCGCCGACAUGAUUCUGUCCCAGGAGGCGACGAACAUCGACCCGUUCCUCGAGUAUGUCCUGCUCGGAAAUACGAUCGAGGACGGCGUGUUCGCCUGGAUCGCUAUGGGGAUUAACGCGAGCGCGAGCAGUACGGUCCAGGCCGCGGCGAACUAUGGCGAGGGCGGCGGUGUCGCCAACGCCAACAGCAUGGGCGGGCCCGGCGGCGGCGGCCCAGGAGGCGCACCCCCUAACGGUACAAUGGGCGGAGGCAACGCCACGGCAAGUGGUGUCUCGGCAAAUGGCACGUCGAGCGCGUCGCCGAUCUGGUCGAUGUCGGUCCCUCUCGCAGUUAUGGCUGCUGCGCUCCGACUGGCGCGCGUGUAA
Molecule: messenger RNA, 1179 nt
Organism: Cutaneotrichosporon cavernicola
Lineage: Eukaryota; Fungi; Basidiomycota; Tremellomycetes; Trichosporonales; Trichosporonaceae
Exons: 3
Coding region: 1-1179 (392 amino acids)
Molecular function (GO): ferric iron binding; oxidoreductase activity, acting on single donors with incorporation of molecular oxygen, incorporation of two atoms of oxygen
Source: RefSeq, a predicted model, not a curated record